UUGUACAAGAAUAAGUUUGCUGGAAAGAAAGACAACAAUUCCAGCAAGAAUGCAUUUCAAGACAAGAAGAAUAGCAUGUUGUUCUCGAAACCUAACUCGCAGCGAGUUGAAAAAGACCAAUGCAAGGAGUGUCGUGGUUUUGGGAACAUUCAAUAUGAGUGUGCUAAUCUUAAGAAGAAGAACAAGUCUCUAAAGGCAAUAUGUGAAGAUUCAGAUGAUGAGGGCACAGACGAACCUCCUUCGCACACGAGUAAUAUGGCGAUCCACACAUCUUUAAAGAAGUUCAUGUGUCUCACCACAUCGCAUGUUAUAACCAAGGUUGAAGAAU
Molecule: messenger RNA, 328 nt
Organism: Striga hermonthica
Lineage: Eukaryota; Viridiplantae; Streptophyta; Magnoliopsida; Lamiales; Orobanchaceae
Source: the annotation of a GenBank genome assembly